This is a messenger RNA of Alligator mississippiensis (American alligator), 1724 nucleotides long. RefSeq names its product creatine kinase B (gene CKB). Gene Ontology annotation, biological process: phosphocreatine biosynthetic process. The coding region runs from base 89 to 1234 and encodes 381 amino acids. The record is from RefSeq and is a predicted model, not a curated record. The transcript has 8 exons. NCBI's taxonomy places the organism in Eukaryota, Metazoa, Chordata, Crocodylia, Alligatoridae. Gene Ontology annotation, molecular function: creatine kinase activity.
GCGAGCGGCGGGGGCACCGCACUUGCUCCCGGUCGGCGCGGACGUGCGAGCGCAGCCCGGUCCGUGCAGCCUUGGUGGGGCGUCAGCCAUGCCCUUCUCCAACAGCCACAACCUGCUGAAGAUGAAGUACCCGGCCGAGGACGAGUUCCCGGACCUGAGCGUUCACAACAACCACAUGGCCAAGGUGCUGACCCCGGAGCUGUACUCCAAGCUGAGGGGCAAGCAGACGCCCAGCGGCUUCACGCUGGACGACAUCAUCCAGACUGGGGUUGACAACCCAGGCCAUCCCUUCAUCAUGACGGUAGGAUGUGUAGCUGGUGAUGAAGAAUCCUAUGAUGUGUUUAAGGAACUCUUUGAUCCAGUUAUUGAAGACCGACAUGGAGGCUACAAACCAAGUGAUGAGCACAAGACUGACUUGAACUCUGAUAACCUUCAGGGUGGUGAUGACCUGGAUCCUAACUAUGUGCUAAGUUCCCGUGUCAGAACUGGUAGAAGUAUCCGUGGAUUUUGUCUUCCCCCUCACUGUAGCAGAGGAGAGAGACGGGCGAUAGAAAAGCUUUCUGUUGAAGCCCUGGGAAGUCUGGAUGGUGACCUGAAAGGGAAAUACUAUGCUCUGAAGAAUAUGACUGAUGCAGAGCAGCAGCAGCUGAUUGAUGAUCACUUCCUGUUUGAUAAGCCAGUUUCUCCUCUUCUGUUGGCAUCUGGGAUGGCACGAGACUGGCCGGAUGCCAGAGGUAUCUGGCACAAUGACAACAAGACCUUCCUUGUCUGGAUCAAUGAGGAAGAUCACCUUAGAGUUAUUUCUAUGCAGAAAGGAGGCAAUAUGAAAGAAGUAUUCACCCGCUUCUGCAGUGGGCUAACGCAGAUUGAAACGCUGUUUAAAACAAAAAACUAUGAAUUCAUGUGGAGCCCCCACUUGGGCUACAUCCUGACCUGCCCAUCCAACCUGGGAACAGGUCUCCGUGCUGGUGUCCAUAUCAAGCUGCCAAACCUUGGCAAGCAUGAGAAGUUUGGAGACAUUCUCAAGAGGCUGAGGCUGCAGAAACGAGGCACAGGUGGUGUUGAUACUGCUGCUGUUGGAGGAGUGUUUGAUGUUUCCAAUGCUGACCGUCUGGGUUUCUCGGAGGUAGAGCUGGUGCAGAUGGUGGUUGAUGGUGUGAAGCUGCUUGUUGAAAUGGAAAAACAACUUGAAAAUGGUCAGUCUAUUGAUGACCUCAUACCAGCUCAGAAAUAAAAGCACUUUAAUUCCAUGCUUCCUAACUUAUUGGAUGAAUAACCAAUAUCACUCCAAUCAAAACCCUGGGGUUGAAACCCACUUAGUAACACUGUAGAAAAGUCUUCCAUCCAUCUGUGUUAGAGUUUAUUUUUUUGAUGGCUGAGAUGUUGCUGAAAAACUGAAAUAAACUAUUGUUUUGGCUUGACAAGCGUGUCCUAAACAAAUCUAUUAACUGGCAGAAUGCUGAAUAUCUAGCUAGGAGCCCAAAGUGACUUUUCUUUGGUUUGAUAUUCUGUCCUGGAUUGUCUGAGCUUUGUGACAUAGCUAUGAAGAGUCUUGCUGCUUAACUUGAGCACUAAAUACAGUGAAUUACAAGUGGCUGCACCAUCUUCUUUUUCUUUUCACUUGAUCUCUGCUGUAAAAUCAAAUACUGUCAAGUGAUAUAUAUUGGAGAAGUAUUAACAUCUCAAUUAAAAUACACUUUUUGGCAAAACUGCCAUACCUGUGA